Messenger RNA from Pseudogymnoascus destructans, 1107 nucleotides. RefSeq lists its product as uncharacterized. Bases 1 to 1107 code for a protein of 368 amino acids. The transcript has a single exon. The record is from RefSeq and is a predicted model, not a curated record. Gene Ontology annotation, cellular component: cytoplasm. NCBI's taxonomy places the organism in Eukaryota, Fungi, Ascomycota, Leotiomycetes, Thelebolales, Thelebolaceae.
AUGGCGCCCAUCCCCAUAACUCUCGUGACGGGGUUCCUAGGAAGUGGCAAAACCACGCUACUUCUCUCCCUGAUCCCCCAGCUCAAAGCUCUCAACCCCGACUACAAGCUGGCGCUGCUCAAGAACGAGUUCGGCGAUCUAGCAAUCGACUCGCAGCUCGCCUCUUCCAAUGCAAUCUCUGGCGUCCGGGAAAUGCUGAAUGGCUGCAUAUGCUGCAACCUUGUCGGGCAGCUCGGCCCAGCGCUAGAGGAGCUGCGCGAAUCCGUACCAGGCCUUGAUCGCGUUGUCAUUGAGACUUCUGGCUCUGCUUUUCCCGCGACACUGGCCAUGGAGGUGAAUAGGCUGGCGCGGGAGACGAAAGGUCGAUAUGCGCUUGAUGGUGUGGUGACCGUCAUCGAUGUUGAGAACUGGAAGGGCUACGAAGAUACGAGUUAUACCGCGAAGCUGCAGGCGAAAUUCACGGAUCUGAUUGUGUUUAAUAAAUGGGAAGCGGCCGGAGAAAGGAGAUUCGACGAGUGCCUUGAUAGGCUGGGAGAUAUGGAGGGUGUGGAAGUUGCUUGGGUCAAGAGUGACAAAGGAAGCGUGCCGCAAGGCGUUAUAUUUGGCAUUGAUGUUAGCUUGGCAAGGGAGCUCGGUGAGGAGACUUCAGAGCAUGCACAUAGCCAUGGAGGCACGAACAAAGAACAUCACCAAAGUGAGGUUGAAGUUCUGUCAGUGACGCUGACAUCUGGAGAGAGUGAUACAACUGUGGACACAAUUAAUCUCACGAAAUUACUGCAAAGAGCGCCGAAGGAUGAAGUAUACCGCAUAAAGGCACUUUUUACUGCAGCCAGGCCAAUUCCCGGAUCUGAUGCGGAUGUUGCGGUCACCGAAGCAGCAAGUGGGCCAUCAAGAUACAUUCUCAACUGGGCUUUUGGGAGGUGGACAUGCACACCAGUACCAGAAGGGGUCGAUGAACACGAAUCUAGUGACGGCGUUAUACUUCGCAUGACCAUCAUUUUAGCGAGAUAUGAGAGUACGAAAUGGAAGAAGAGGAUAGAAAACGAUGGGUUUGUUGGCUUGGAAGGGCAAGAUAAGGGGUUAUUAAAGGUUGAGAAGAUUGCUUGA